GUACAUAAUACAUAGCAUAUUACAUUGUGCACGUUGCAAUUGUCCUAUAGUGUAGUAAUUUGAGAUAUAGGUGAACAAAAAUAGUUUGAAAUUUCUUAAAAGUUUUUCAGUUUUCUUAAUUUAAACUAAACCCAACAAAUUUUCAAUAAAAUACUUGGAAAAAAUGUCUAAAAAGAAAGGAAAUAAAAAAAAUUUAGAUCUGGAUGAAAAUGAAAUCAUUUCUAAAACAGUUCCACCUAAAGGAAAGAAUGUUAAAAAAGGCAAAAAAGGGAAAGAAGAUGAAUGGAGUGAUGAAGAUGUUAAAAAUAAUAUAGAAGAAGAAAAUACUUUAGAAUCUAACAAAAUUUCAACGUCAAGCAACAAAAAAACUCAAAAAAAGAAAGGUAAACGUAAUGAUAAUUGGGGUGAUGACGACAACGUUGAUCAUAGUGUAACCGAUUUGACAGUUAAGGCUAGUGAUGAAGACGUUAGCAAUCAAAUUUCAUCGAAAAAAACUAAAAACAAGAAGAAAAAAAACAAGGAUGAGGAAUGGUCAGAUGACGAGGUUAAUUUAUUAAAAGCCAGUGAUGAUGAAAUUAGUGUUACAUCAAGCCAACCCGCAAAAAAACAAAAAAAUAAAAAAAAGAAAGGCAAAAAAGAUGAUGACGAUUGGUCGGAUGAUCAAGUCGAAAGCAAAUUUGCUAAUUUAAUUUUAGAAGAAGAUUCUCAAGAUGAUUCUGUAGAGAUAAGCAAAAAAAGUAGCAAGAAGAACAAAAAGAAAGAGAAGAAAAAAGAAACUAGCGAAAUAGAUUCGGAUAUUGCAGAAGACGAAAUUGGUUCAGAAGAUGAGAAAAGUUAUGUGAUAGUUGGCAAAGAAGAAGGUUUUUUAGAAACUGAAAUAGAAAAAGAAAAGGAUGUAGAAAACGAAACAGAAGUAAAAAAGGAAAUAGGGAAAGAAAGUGAAUUAAUCGAACCAAAAGCUAAUAUGAUCGAAAUUCAAAAAGAUGAAAACAUAGAAGAUGCAAUUAUUGAAGCAGAAAGUACAAAUGAAGUAAUCACUCAAACCGAUUUAAAUGAAAUAACUGAACUUGCUGAGGGCAAAGAGAAAAAGCUUACCCAUAAAGAAAAAAAGAAAUUAAAAAAGCAACAAGAAUAUGAGAAGCAAAUGGAAGCUAUGACAAGAAAAGGGGGACAAGGACAAUCAGAACUAGAUAGCAAUUUCACAAUGUCGCAAGCCCAAAAGACUACAGGACAAAAGGCUCAAUUAGAACACGCUGUUGAUAUUAAAAUAGAAAAUUUUACUAUAUCUGCUAAGGGGAAUGAUCUUUUUGUCAAUGCAAACUUAUUAAUAGCAAAUGGUCGACGUUAUGGCUUAGUUGGCCCCAACGGUCAUGGUAAAACAACGUUAUUAAGGCAUAUAUCAUCAAGAGCUUUUGCAAUACCCCCUAAUAUAGAUGUUUUACUAUGUGAACAAGAAGUGGUUGCUGAUGAGCACACUGCUGUUGAAACUAUACUUAUGGCAGAUGUUAAAAGAACUAAACUUUUAAACCAAUGCAAAGAGCUUGAGGCUAAAUUAGAAAAAAGCAGCAGUUUAGAUAUUCAAGAUCAAUUAAAUGAGGUGUAUGUUGAACUGAAAGCAAUAGGGGCAGACUCAGCAGAGCCUAGAGCAAGAAGAAUUUUAGCUGGUUUAGGAUUUUCUGUAGAAAUGCAAAAUAGAGCGACAAAAAAUUUUUCAGGUGGUUGGCGAAUGCGUGUUUCAUUAGCAAGAGCUUUAUAUUUGGAGCCAACACUGUUAAUGCUUGAUGAACCUACGAACCACUUAGAUUUGAAUGCGGUUAUCUGGCUGGAUAACUACUUACAAGGUUGGAAAAAAACGUUAUUGAUUGUAUCUCACGAUCAAAGUUUCUUAGAUAAUGUUUGUAACGAAAUCAUUCAUUUGGAUAACAAAAAGUUAUACUAUUACAAAGGAAACUAUUCAAUGUUCAAAAAAAUGUAUGUGCAAAAACGAAAGGAAAUGAUUAAGGAAUAUGAGAAACAAGAGAAGCGAAUCAAGGAGAUGAAAGCACAUGGUCAAUCUAAGAAAGCUGCGGAAAAAAAACAAAAGGAGACUUUAACCAGAAAACAGGAAAAAGGAAAGAACAAAGUUCAAAAGAACGAUGACGAAGAUGGCCCGAUAGAGCUUUUAUCAAAACCUAAAGAUUAUAUUGUGAAGUUCCGUUUCCCAGAACCAUCCCAACUUCAACCCCCAAUUUUAGGUUUACAUGAUGUUACAUUUAAUUUCGAAGGUCAAAAACCUCUAUUUAUUAAUGCAGAAUUCGGUAUUGAUUUGAGUAGCAGAGUUGCUAUUGUUGGUCCAAAUGGUGUGGGAAAAUCUACAUUUUUAAAAAUGUUAGUAGGAGAGCUCAGUCCCAUAAAGGGUGAAUUGAGGAAAAAUCAUCGUUUGCGUAUAGGAAGAUUUGAUCAGCAUUCAGGUGAACAUUUAACAGCUGAAGAGUCAGCAGCCGAAUAUUUACAACGUUUAUUUGAUUUACCGCAUGAAAAGGCUCGAAAAGCUUUGGGAUCUUUUGGACUAGUUAGCCAUGCUCACACAAUCAAAAUGAAAGAUUUAUCUGGUGGACAAAAAGCUCGAGUUGCUCUAGCUGAACUUUGUUUAAGUGGUCCAGAUGUUUUGAUUCUUGAUGAACCUACAAAUAAUUUAGAUAUUGAAUCAAUUGAUGCUUUAGCUGAGGCAAUAAAUGAAUAUGAAGGCGGCGUUAUAAUUGUUUCACAUGAUGAACGUCUAAUUAGAGAAACCGGUUGCACGUUAUAUGUUAUAGAAGAUCAAACAAUAAAUGAAAUUGAUGGAGAUUUUGAUGAUUAUCGUAAGGAAGUAUUGGAAAGUCUUGGUGAAGUUGUAAAUAAUCCUAGUGUCGUUGCAAACGCAGCUGUGUUACAAUAAAAAAAAAUAAUAAUUAUAUAAUUGUCUUACAUUUUCCGUUCAAUAUCUUAUGACGAAAAAACAGACAAGAUUUAAAUUUGUUCUAUUUUGUAGUUAAUUUCGUUAUUGUAUUUAAUUUCGUUCAUUUUAUUAAUAAAACAGCUGUUUGGCUAAAAUUUUUCUAA
Messenger RNA from Condylostylus longicornis, 3081 nucleotides. RefSeq names its product ATP-binding cassette sub-family F member 1. Bases 164 to 2917 code for a protein of 917 amino acids. Lineage: Eukaryota; Metazoa; Arthropoda; Insecta; Diptera; Dolichopodidae. The record is from RefSeq and is a predicted model, not a curated record. The transcript is spliced from 10 exons. Gene Ontology annotation, molecular function: ATP binding; ATP hydrolysis activity.